GGGGAAAAACCCUAAACACAACCACCGUCCUCAGUCGCAUCAACCACCAUGGCAGAGCGUGACCGCCGCGAACGAGAGGGGGAUAGAGACCGUGAGCGCGACCGGGAUAGACGCCGUGACCGAGAGAGAGACAGGGACCGUGACCGAGAGAGAGACAGGGACCGUGGGGUUCGAAGCAAGAAGUCCCGAUCUCGUACUCCAGACCACCACCACCACGCUCGCCCUCCUCGCCACGUGCGCUCUCCCGAGAGGUAUCGAUCCCGAUCCCGCUCCCGCUCCCGCUCCACUGACCGUGACCGUCAUCGACACCACAGCAGACGCAGGACUCCCUCUCCAGAUCCUCCGCCGCGGAAACGACCUCGCCAUGGCUCAGCGGAAAGGAGUCGCAAAAAAAUUGCGUCUGAUUCCGUCGAGGAGACUGCGAAGGAGCAAGCUAAGACGAAGGAUAAUAAAGAACCAAGCGGCGGAGGAGGAGAAGCCGAAGCGGAGGAAGGAAUGGAUGUGAAUGAGGUAGAGAUGAUGAAGAUGUUAGGGAUCCCUACUGGUUUCGACUCCACGAAAGGGAAGCAUGUCGAAGGCGCUGACGUCAGUGGGAUUAGGGCUGUUACCAAGCGGCAGCCGAGGCAGUACAUGAACCGUCGCGGUGGCUUUAACCGUCCUUUGCCUGCUGAGCGUAACCGCUAAAGAUCCUUGCCAAUGCUGUCUUAAACACGAGGUCAGAUUAUGAGAGUUCGAGCUGCAUUUCCCAGCUUGUAUUUACUGCAAUAAUUCUUCCCCAGACUCUGUUCUAAUGUCCUUAGAGAACAAACAUGUAUUCUCUGGAGUUAGAAACAUCUCAUGAAUUAUCUCUUUUUAGGGGUUUAGAGUUGUGAAUGAUGUUAUGUGUGUAAUCUCUCCCGGCUCUAACUUUUAGACUAUGAUUUAGUUGGGUUUUGCACUA
Messenger RNA from Brassica oleracea var. oleracea, 940 nucleotides. RefSeq names its product U4/U6.U5 small nuclear ribonucleoprotein 27 kDa protein-like. Gene Ontology annotation, biological process: RNA splicing. Gene Ontology annotation, cellular component: precatalytic spliceosome. Lineage: Eukaryota; Viridiplantae; Streptophyta; Magnoliopsida; Brassicales; Brassicaceae. The record is from RefSeq and is a predicted model, not a curated record. Bases 49 to 684 code for a protein of 211 amino acids. The transcript is spliced from 2 exons.